CGUGACCCAUCCUGCAGCCGCUUGGGCCCGAGGGCGCAGCUCGGCGGAGGCCUGGCCAGGCCGGGCCGAGCGCAGCAGGCCAGAGCGCGCAGCGCGCCUGGGAGGGUCUGGACGCCGCGCCUCCCGCCGCAUACGCCCGCGCGCUUGCAAGCCCUCCCUCGGCGCUGGGACCCCUGGCGGGCGGCCGGAGGACAUGGCCGGCGACGCCGUGCAGAGCGAGCCUCGCAGCUGGUCACUGCUGGAGCAGCUGGGUCUGGCGGGCGCAGACCUGGCAGCCCCGGGGGUGCAGCAGCAGCUGGAGUUAGAGCGCGAGCGGCUGAAGCGGGAGAUCCGGAAGGAGCUGAAGCUGAAGGAGGGCGCUGAGAACCUGAGACGGGCCACCACGGACCUGGGCCGCAGCUUGGCCCCCGUGGAGCUGCUGCUGCGGGGCUCCGCUCGACGCCUUGACUUGCUGCACCAGCAGCUGCAGGAGCUGCAUGCACAUGUGGUGCUGCCUGACCCUGCAGCGGGGAGUGAUGCCCCCCAGUCCCUUGCAGAGGGCAGCCCUCUCUGCUCGUCCGCCAACCUGAGUCGAGUGGCCGGCCUGGAGAAGCAGCUGGCCAUCGAGCUCAAGGUCAAGCAGGGGGCGGAAAACAUGAUCCAGACCUAUAGCAAUGGCAGCACCAAGGACCGGAAACUGCUGUUGACAGCCCAACAGAUGCUGCAGGACAGUAAGACCAAGAUUGACAUCAUCCGCAUGCAGCUUCGCCGAGCGCUGCAAGCAAUGCAGGCUGGCCAGCUGGAGAGUCAGGCAGCCCCGGACGACGCCCAGGGAGAUCCAGACCUGGGAGCUGUAGAGCUACGCAUUGAGGAGCUACGGCACCAUUUUCGAGUGGAACAUGCAGUGGCAGAAGGCGCCAAGAAUGUCCUGCGCCUGCUUAGUGCAGCAAAGGCCCCAGACCGCAAGGCUGUCAGCGAGGCUCAGGAGAAAUUGAAUGAGUCCAACCAGAAGCUGGGCUUGCUGCGGGAGUCACUGGAGCGGCGCCUCGGGGAGCUGCCUGCAGAUCACCCCAAGGGGCGGCUGCUGCGGGAGGAGCUGACUGCAGCCUCCUCAGCGGCCUUCAGUGCGAUGCUGCCUGGGCCCUUCCCUGCCACUCACUACAGCACCUUGAGCAAGCCUGCACCACUCACAGGGACCCUGGAAGUACGAGUGGUGGGCUGCAAAAACCUUCCAGAGACUAUCCCCUGGAACCCGCCUGCCUCAGUGGGGGCAUCCGGGACCCCCGAAAGCCGCACUCCGUUCCUGAGUCGCCCAGCUCGGGGCCUUUACAGCCGAAGCGGAAGCCUUAGUGGACGGAGCAGCCUCAGGGGGGAGACAGAGAGUGCCACUGAGGUUAGCACCGUGCUCAAGCUGGACAACACAGUGGUGGGGCAAACAGCCUGGAAGCCGUGUGGCCCCAGUGCCUGGGACCAGAGCUUUACCCUGGAGCUGGAGAGGGCUCGGGAGCUGGAGCUGGCUGUGUUCUGGCGCGACCAGAGGGGUUUGUGCGCUCUCAAGUUUCUGAAGUUGGAGGACUUCUUGGACAACGAGCGACAUGAGGUGCAGCUGGACAUGGAGCCCCAGGGCUGCCUGCUGGCUGAGGUCACCUUCCGGAACCCCAUCAUUGAGCGGAUCCCCAGGCUCCAAAGGCAGAAAAAAAUCUUCUCCAAGCAACAAGGGAAGGCAUUUCAGCGUGCCAGGCAGAUGAACAUCGAUGUGGCAACUUGGGUGCGGCUGCUCCGGAGACUCAUCCCUAACGCUGCGGCCACUGGCACCUUCAGUCCCAACGCAUCUCCGGGCGCUGAGAUCCGGCACACCGGAGACAUAUCCAUGGAGAAAUUGAAUCUUGGUGCUGACUCAGACAGCUCAUCCCAGAAGAGCCCGCCAGGGCUACCCUCCACCUCAUGUAGCCCGGGUACGGGUGAUGGAAUCCAGAGCUUCCUGCGUGCUAGGCGGUGCUCUGACAUCUGCAUCCCGGCACCUGCCCUGGUUUCUCCGUGUGGAAGCCGGGUAAGGCGCCAGCAGCCUAUCUUCCCAGCAGCGGCAUGGCUGAGGCGGGACGGUCAUCAGUUUGAGUCCAGCCUAGACCACAUAAGUUCUCCAACCCACGAGUCUACCACCUCUCCAGAGCUGCCUUCAGAGACCCAGGAGACCCCCGGCCCUGGCCUGUGCAGCCCCCUGAGAAAGUCACCCCUGACACUUGAGGACUUCAAGUUCCUGGCAGUGCUUGGCCGGGGUCACUUUGGAAAGGUGCUGCUGUCUGAAUUCCGUUCCAGUGGGCAGCUCUUUGCCAUCAAAGCCUUGAAGAAAGGUGACAUUGUAGCCCGAGAUGAAGUGGAGAGCCUCAUGUGUGAGAAGCGGAUUUUGGCGGCCGUGACCAGGGCAGGACAUCCCUUCCUGGUGAACCUUUUCGGCUGUUUCCAGACCCCAGAGCACGUGUGCUUUGUGAUGGAGUACUCAGCGGGUGGAGACCUGAUGUUGCACAUCCAUAGCGAUGUGUUCUCAGAGCCUCGGGCUGUCUUCUAUUCGGCCUGUGUGGUGCUGGGACUGCAGUUCCUUCAUGAACACAAGAUUGUCUACAGGGACCUGAAGUUGGACAAUUUGCUCCUGGAUACUGAGGGCUACGUCAAGAUCGCAGACUUUGGCCUCUGCAAGGAGGGGAUGGGCUAUGGGGACCGGACCAGCACAUUCUGCGGAACUCCAGAGUUCCUGGCGCCGGAAGUGCUCACAGACACGUCCUACACACGCGCAGUGGACUGGUGGGGACUAGGCGUGUUGCUCUAUGAGAUGCUGGUGGGAGAGUCUCCAUUCCCUGGGGACGACGAGGAGGAGGUAUUUGACAGCAUUGUCAACGACGAGGUUCGCUAUCCUCGAUUCCUGUCUGCGGAGGCCAUCGGCAUCAUGAGACGGCUCCUGCGGAGGAACCCAGAGCGGAGGCUGGGAUCCACCGAGCGGGACGCAGAAGAUGUGAAAAAGCAGCCUUUCUUCAGGAGUCUGGGCUGGGAUGUCCUGCUGGCCCGUCGCCUGCCUCCACCCUUCGUGCCUACGCUUUCAGGGCGCACAGACGUCAGCAACUUCGAUGAGGAGUUCACCGGAGAGGCCCCCACACUGAGUCCUCCCCGGGAUGCACGGCCCCUCACAGCUGCGGAGCAGGCGGCCUUCCGGGAUUUCGACUUUGUGGCCGGAGGCUACUAGCCCCCAGCCCCUGCCUUGCCCCAGAGGUCGCGGUUUUUAAAAAAGCCUUUGGGUUACUCUAUA
Molecule: messenger RNA, 3277 nt
Organism: Apodemus sylvaticus (European woodmouse)
Lineage: Eukaryota; Metazoa; Chordata; Mammalia; Rodentia; Muridae
Gene: Pkn1
Product: protein kinase N1
Exons: 23
Coding region: 194-3214 (1006 amino acids)
Biological process (GO): signal transduction; protein phosphorylation
Molecular function (GO): small GTPase binding; ATP binding; protein serine/threonine kinase activity
Source: RefSeq, a predicted model, not a curated record